AAAAGAAGAACAUCGUCUACAUUCUCACCAUCAUACCACUGACAGCAUCAUGAAGACUCUCUGUUUUACUCUGGGGCUGCUGCUGCUCAUCGCCUGUUCUUUUGCCGCCAUACGUGAGUGAUCUCUGUUUAUGCCUCGUCUUCCUCACUGUUUGCUCACUGACAUGCUUGUACUAACUCUUCUUUUACUUUCCUCACAGCUGAAGCUGUACUCAGCACAGCGCCAGGACAGUGCUGCUUCAAGUUUAGUGAUCGGAAUAUUCCAAAAAGACUUGUGAUGAGCAUAAUCAAGACCCACAGCUCCUGUGAAAACAAGGCUUUUAUGUAAGUUUGGGAUCUAUUAUUAUGUCUUAAAAUACUUAACAAAAUGAUCAAGAGAUGGAGAAUAGCCUGUGAUUGCUAGAAAACAUGCAUUUAAUAAAUCAACAUGAACCAGCAAUAAACUUGAUCACCGUGGUAUGACAGUGUUGUGAUAAAAGUUUCACUUGCUCUUAUGCCAUAGUCUUUGCAAAAACUGAUUUUGUAUUUAGUUUAGAUUGCUGGCACUCAACUGAUUCACUCUUGCGUACCAUCAAAACCAGUGAUCUCCAACUCAAGUGUUGAUUCAAAUUUCUCCUCUUUGCUUUGCAGAGUUCAGAUUGAGGGAAAGCAAAUCUGCUUCAAACAGACUUCAAAGUGGGCUAAUCACGUCUACAAGCUGCACCACACCACUGAAGGCAGCAGCCAGUAGCCACUGAAAAGGUUUUCAACAUUGUCGUUAAUCAAUGCCCAGUUUUGCAGGCUCAAAGUGGAAACUUUUUUUCUUGAUGUGAACCAAAAUAUUGUAUUUACAUAAAACUCUUAACUGAAAUAGCUGCAAUGCUGACUAUGUG
Messenger RNA from Xyrichtys novacula (pearly razorfish), 871 nucleotides. The record is from the annotation of a GenBank genome assembly. Lineage: Eukaryota; Metazoa; Chordata; Actinopteri; Labriformes; Labridae.